Molecule: messenger RNA, 2202 nt
Organism: Microtus ochrogaster (prairie vole)
Lineage: Eukaryota; Metazoa; Chordata; Mammalia; Rodentia; Cricetidae
Gene: Bbip1
Product: BBSome interacting protein 1
Biological process (GO): cilium assembly; receptor localization to non-motile cilium
Cellular component (GO): BBSome
Source: RefSeq, a predicted model, not a curated record
AGGCUGCCCGAUACUCCGCCAGGCUGGCCAGAAGGCCGACCUGGGCGCCUGGGUCCCUAGCAACUGCUUAGCUGAGCUCCUGACCACGCCUCCACGAGUUCCUAUCAAGUACAGUACUCCCUGACCUUUAAGGACUGUAUUUCAGGAUCAAAAAGGAAUCAAUUCCCACCCCAACUAUCAAAGAAAAAGGUCCUUUUGUCUUGAAGAGACUGCAGUGAUUGCAGCUGCCAGUGUUAAGACCACCUUUAAGAUAGCCACAGAGAACAGCGGAUGUCCACCCGCACCACUCUAGGAGCAAAAGCACCGUAUCCAGCAGUUAUAGAUGGCAGAAGUGAAGUCGAUGUUCCGGGAAGUCCUUCCAAAACAAGGGCAGUUGUCUGUAGAAGAUGUAACCACAAUGGUACUGUGUAAACCCAAGCUUUUACCCUUAAAAUCUCUGACUCUGGAAAAACUAGAGAAAAUGCAGCAAGCAGCACAGGAUACAAUCCGCCAACAAGAAAUGGCAGAAAAAGAAGACCAGCAAAUAGCCCACUGACUAGUACCACUUUAAGGGGACAACCCAUCUCACCUGUUCAGGAACUAGAAACUAUUCUGCAUCUAUAGGCUGAAAAUACAUAAUCAAACUGGACAUUCAUAAUUUUAAAAAAUAAAAUUUGGGAAUUUAAACAUUGGCUUGUAUUAAAAAGAAAACUUUGAAUGAUGUUUUAUGGGAUCUUAAAAAGGUUUUCAGAAUUAUAAAUUACCUUAUUCAACCUACCUACUGUAGUAGUGUUAGAGAUUAGAUGUGUCUUUUCUGGAUGAUGGAUUCCUCAUCUUUUUAGACACCUAAAUCUGAAAAUAAACUAUUCUUGACUAUAUUGUUACCCAGAAACAAACUUAACCAGUUAUGUACCAUGUCAUCCUUAAUGGUUUGUAGCCUGACCAUAAUGACAGCAGUAAUAACAAAACUGGCUUCUUAACAAAUUUGAUUUUUAAAAAACCUUCAGCUAUUUUGGAGUCAACUUAGCUUUUAAUUACACUAAUUUUAAGAAAUAGAGAAUUACAAAAGUAUUGAUUACCAAAUACAAAAACCUAGAAAUGCUUUAUUUUAGCCAUCACAGUAAUAAACCAAUAAAAUAAAUAUGAGCUUUAAAAAACACUAGAGAGUUUUCUUUCUAAAAGACUACCUAGCCUUGUAACCAAGAAAAUAUUUUGGAAAUUGUAAAUAUAAUGGUUGAUUGCAGUCACUAGACUUCUUCAAUUGCCACAGACUUUGAAACCUUGCUAAGUAAUUAGCCUUUAUAAAAAGAGGCUGGAAAUAUGAUCUCCCUUUAAAGUAACUUAUUUAUUGGUAAUUACAUAUUGAUAUUUAGAUAAAUGUAAAGCUUUAAGUAGAAUACUUAUUUAAGAGAAUACUUUUUUUUCUUCCAUGAGCAACUUUUAUUUCUUAACCUGAAUAAACUCUCUGAAGUCAAGGAAUCUAAAACCAUAGUUAAAAUAUGCUUCAAAUUUCUAUACUGUAAUUCUGUCAAGAUAUCCAGCUGUUCUAUGCCCAUCUUCUUGCCAAUCAGUCCUGCCAGAAUGUGCUGAAGUCUGUUUCCCCCUCAUCCCUUUCCUCAAAGAAUGCCUGGUCAUCUUCCUGCUGGAAUCUCUUCUUUUUGCUUUUCAUAAAGAGCUCAUGAACUAACAGGAGGCUGGGGUAUUUUGACAAGUUCUUAAAGCUUAAAGUCCAAUCCCUGAUCUUCUCACUGGAGCCUUGCUAACCCUCCGAGGUGACUGAAGCAGCACCCACUCCUACUUCAGAGUUGGGAGUAACCAUCUGCUUUUUAUCUUCCGUUUCUGACUGGGAGCCUUGCUCCCGGAGAGUGGACAGUCUCCUCAACCUUCCACGAUGCUUUGGCUUUUUUACAAGGUCCCCCAUUCUGGGGGGUCCCCUUCUGAAACAGUUCUUCUUGCAAAGAGCCCUCUUGGUCAGAAAUGGAAUCUUCCAACUUAUUCCAGGUAAGGGAGCUAAAACCACUGUCUCCAGGUGUUGAAACACUGUCUCUCACUUCUGCUGAAGAAGAAAGCGUUUGGCUCCCCUUAAAUCUAGUUUUUGAUAUGAGACUACUUAUUGGAGUUACAUACAUGGUUACCUCUGCUCCAUAGGUUGUCUGGCUACCAGAGGAGCCCAGUUCAGGACAUGUGUUCUCAUCACUAACACUUAAACUGCUGUCACUAAAG